CUGGCCGGCUUAGCUGUCCAAUGCCCACCCGGAGCUGGGAGGAGGAGCCUGCGUAGAGUGCGUGUGAAGGGAGCAAGGGGAACGGCCCGGGGCCCUUGGUGUUUGACCCGUCCGUCGGUGCGUAAGAAGAAAGGAAAGGAGGCGGCGGUCCAGAGUAGCGGUUGCCGAAAUGUUCCGGUGUGGAGGCUUGGCGGCGGGUGCUUUGAAGCAGAAGCUGGCGCCCUUGGUGCGGACGGUGUGCGUCCGAGGCCCGAGGCAGAGGAACCGGCUCCCAGUUGUGCAGUGUCAUCACCUAGGAUCCCCUUCUAGAUCACUAGCGUCUACAGGUGCUUCUGGGAAAGAUGGCAGCAGCCUAGUAUACUUCUUAAUUGUAGGAGCAACAGUCACUGGGGCAGGAGUUUAUUAUGCCUACAGGACAAUAAAAGAUAACAAAAAAAGAUAUAAUGAAAGAAUUGCAGGAUUAGGGCUGACACCAGAAGAGAAGCAGAAAAGGGCCACAUCAUCUGCUCCAGAAGGAGAGCCGGUUCCUCAGGUCAGGGUACCAAGUCAUGUUCCAUUCUUGCUCAUUGGUGGAGGCACUGCUGCUUUUGCUGCAGCCAGAUCCAUCCGGGCUCGGGAUCCUGGGGCCAGGGUGCUGAUUGUAUCUGAAGAUCCUGAGCUGCCAUACAUGCGACCUCCUCUUUCAAAAGAACUGUGGUUUUCAGAUGAUCCAAAUGUCACAAAGACACUGCGAUUCAGACAAUGGAAUGGAAAAGAGAGGAGCAUUUAUUUCCAGCCACCUUCUUUCUAUGUCUCUGCCCAGGACCUGCCUCACAUUGAGAAUGGGGGAGUGGCUGUCCUCACUGGGAAGAAGGUAGUACAGCUGGAUGUGAGAGGCAACAUGGCGAAACUUAAUGAUGGCUCUCAAAUAACCUAUGAAAAGUGCUUGAUUGCAACAGGAGGCACUCCAAGAAGUCUCUCUGCCAUCGACAGGGCUGGAGCAGAGGUGAAGAGUAGAACAACACUUUUCAGAAAGAUUGGAGACUUUAGAACCUUAGAGAAGAUUUCCCGGGAAGUCAAGUCGAUUACGAUUAUCGGUGGGGGCUUCCUUGGUAGCGAACUGGCCUGUGCUCUUGGCAGAAAAGCUCGAGCCUUGGGCACAGAGGUGAUUCAGCUCUUCCCCGAGAAAGGAAACAUGGGAAAGAUCCUCCCUGAAUACCUCAGCAACUGGACCAUGGAAAAAGUCAGACGAGAAGGGGUUAAGGUGCUGCCCAAUGCUAUUGUGCAAUCAGUUGGAGUCAGCGGUGGCAAGUUACUCAUCAAGCUGAAAGAUGGCCGGAAGGUAGAAACUGACCAUAUAGUGGCAGCUGUGGGCCUGGAGCCCAACGUCGAGUUGGCUAAGACUGGUGGACUAGAAAUAGACUCUGAUUUCGGUGGCUUCCGGGUCAAUGCAGAACUCCAGGCCCGCUCUAACAUCUGGGUGGCAGGAGAUGCCGCAUGUUUCUACGAUAUAAAGUUGGGUAGGAGGCGAGUAGAGCACCAUGAUCACGCUGUUGUGAGUGGAAGAUUGGCCGGAGAAAAUAUGACUGGAGCUGCUAAGCCAUACUGGCAUCAGUCAAUGUUCUGGAGUGAUUUGGGCCCUGAUGUUGGCUAUGAAGCUAUCGGUCUUGUGGACAGUAGUUUGCCUACAGUUGGUGUUUUUGCAAAAGCAACUGCACAAGACAACCCCAAAUCUGCCACAGAGCAGUCAGGAACUGGUAUCCGAUCAGAGAGUGAGACGGAGUCCGAGGCCCCGGAAAUCACUCUGCCCGUCGGCAGCCCUGCGGUCCCCCAGGCCCCCACCCAAGGGGAGGACUACGGCAAAGGCGUCAUCUUCUACCUCCGGGACAAAGUGGUGGUAGGGAUCGUGCUGUGGAACGUCUUCAACCGAAUGCCCAUCGCGAGGAAGAUCAUUAAGGACGGUGAGCAGCACGAAGAUCUCAAUGAAGUAGCCAAGCUCUUCAACAUUCAUGAGGACUGAAGGCCCUUGUGCAAUAGGCAGGCACUUCGCCGUCCCUGACAGCAGUCGGAUGGGUAAAGGAGCAUUUUUUAUUGCGCAGCCUUCCUCUGUAUGUAUGAGUAUGAAUGAUCAGGUCCUUUUUGAAUGUCUCAACCAUGUAGGCAAAUUCUUAAUGUUCACGUCACCGAAUAAAACCUGAUUCUUCUAAAUUAAA
Messenger RNA from Sus scrofa (pig), 2192 nucleotides. RefSeq names its product apoptosis inducing factor mitochondria associated 1 (gene AIFM1). Gene Ontology annotation, cellular component: cytoplasm; mitochondrion. Gene Ontology annotation, molecular function: FAD binding; protein dimerization activity; NAD(P)H oxidase H2O2-forming activity. Gene Ontology annotation, biological process: apoptotic process; mitochondrial respiratory chain complex assembly. The record is from RefSeq and is a predicted model, not a curated record. Lineage: Eukaryota; Metazoa; Chordata; Mammalia; Artiodactyla; Suidae.